GUCCAUCCGUUCCCACUGUUGCUCCAUGCGGAUGCCAUGCCGUCGCUCCACGACCGGGCCUGAUGACGCCGAAGAACGCACCAGGUGAGGACUGUGAGGCAUGGCUGAACAGUUUGAGUGUGCCAGAGCUCCGAAAGGCCCUGGAAGCUGAAUGCCGAAUCUCUGCAGCCUUGAGGGCUGACCUCCAGAGAGCGAAUGAGGAGAUCGAGACUUUGAGAGGAGCCUUGGGUUUGGUGCCGAGGCCAGAACGUGAGGUGCCUUCGCCUGACAAGGUGGACCGUCGAGAGAAUGGGGAUGCUGACCUCGAAGACCCCAAGAUUGCAAGUGUGGAAGGGGAUGCGCUGGCAGAAUCAGAGACUGCAGACACUGCUGUGAAAGGUUCUUAUGUCAAGGUCGAAGGGAAGGUCUACUGGGUCAGCUAUGAGGACCCUGAACAGCUGAUCCGACUUCCGAACGCGGGAGAGGCAGAUGCGACGAGGCCGACCGAGGCGCAUGAGAUGGAGCGGAGCAGACGCUUGAGCGCGGAGCAGUUCUUGCCCACCACUCCGGAAAGCCAGCAGCCUCGUGCGAUGCGUCCUGCAAGUUCAGAUCCGAGAUGUUCUGUGGCGCAGAGGCACUUUCAAGGCUUUGCUUUGAGACCCACGGUCUAUGCUUCGGUGCCGGCGAGUGCCCGCAGGUCUUUGCCUCCCAGGGUCGCGGUCCAUGGACUCCCUCGACAGGCCAGCUCAGGGCAGUUCCCUUCAGGAGCUUUGAGCCAGCAGUCCAGCACUGGCUCGCUCUCGCAAUCCGGGCACACCCCGCGGAGGGUACUCCAGGCAACCACUUCGUACUCAAACUUGCCCCGGCAUUCAGGACAAGUUCGGACGCCACUGGCAGGCCGCUUUCAGCCGGUGUCAGCUAUGACGCAUUCCUGGACACCAAGAAGAUACUUUCCCAGUCACGGCGCACAUCAUGUCAAGCCAGCUCAGCCACAUGUGCAACAGGGGCAGCCUCCAGUCCAUCUGCUCCCUGCGCGGCCCAAGCUGCGGCAGCCACAAGAUGAGCUGGUGAAUCUGCAGAGCCACCUGAAGCGCUUGCAGGAUUUGCAGACUCAGCUGGAGCAGCAACUUGGCGACGUGCAGCAGUGAUGUUGGACCUCGCGUGGAGAUUGUUGCCGUGUACACGCAGUGUGCGACACAAGUACCUUAGUCCGGAGUUGCUGAGCAAAGUUCUCAGGAAGCAGCCUUGGCACCAAUGUAAUUGUAGGUGAUCUCUAGCAAAAGCAGUGAAAAACGCCGGAGCCAAACAUGGAG
Durusdinium trenchii is the source of this 1292-nucleotide messenger RNA. NCBI's taxonomy places the organism in Eukaryota, Dinophyceae, Suessiales, Symbiodiniaceae. The record is from the annotation of a GenBank genome assembly.